AUGGCUGCUCCGACAGUCACCCGCCUGUCAGGACAGGGUCUUUGCUCGACUUGCCUGUCACGCAUCGUCCGGCAAGCAUACUCGCCUGAUGUCUUUCUAAUAUCGUCGUUCCACACAAAGAGGAAGCUUCACAAUAGUGCUCUUCGCGCCAACAGAGAAGCAAGGCAGAGCGCGUCCAGUCCUCAUAACUUUGUCCAAGACUACUUCUCCGCCAACAAUUCGAUUGAAAGAGGAUGGGUGAAAAGCGGGCUCUUGGCUGCCAUGCGCACCGUCGCGGAACCACAGCAUGGGAGCAAUAUCGGGCUAUCGCGAGAAGAAAAGGAGGUUCGAGCAAGAGAGGAGUUCGAAAAGAUAUCCCUGGACCACAAGAUGGCUUCUAUGGGCAAGGAUGAGAAAGGAAGUGUGGAUUCAGUACUGCCAGAUCCAGAACCUGUGCAAGCAGUUUCCAACACCGAAUCCGAUGAUGUGUUACCACACAGGAGGAGGAAAAGACGAAAGGAUGCUGAGCGCUCUUCACAGACUCCGGGAGAGUCGCUACCGUUGGAUGCUUCAUCACAAUUGACAACAGCCGCGACCAGCAUGCCGAAGUCUGCCAUCUUUCGUCGCAGGUUUGCAACAUAUUUGUCCUUGACGAAACCUCGAUUGUCGUUUUUAAUCCUGCUAACGACCACCUCGGCUUAUUCCCUAUAUCCCAUUCCGGAAUUGCUCUCAUCGACAGCUUCAUCGGUUGACUCAUCCUUGUCGACAUCGACAUUGACGCUCCUGUUUCUCACCACGGGCACAUUCCUAUCAUGCGCAUGUGCAAACACACUAAACAUGCUUUUCGAGCCCAAAUAUGACGCUCUGAUGACUCGAACGCGCAAUAGACCUCUUGUACGAGGCCUUGUUUCCAUGCGGGCGGCGACGGUCUUUGCCUUCCUUUGCGGGGCAUCUGGUCUCUUGCUUCUGGGAUAUGGAACCAACCCGACCGUGGCUGGACUCUCGGCUCUCAACAUUUUUCUUUAUGCUGGAGUCUACACCCCGAUGAAGCGAUUGUCUGCAGCCAACACCUGGGUCGGCGCCAUAGUUGGCGGCAUCCCUCCUCUCAUGGGUUGGUGUGCUGCCGCGGGAGAGGCUGCUACAUCCGAGCAUCAUUCGUGGCAAGAUUUACUUCUAUCUGAGAACGCCAUAGGUGGUUGGGCUCUGGCUGCGUUGUUGUUCGCUUGGCAGUUCCCGCAUUUCAUGUCUUUGUCUCACACCAUCCGCGAAGACUACCGCAACGCCGGGCACAAAAUGCUGGCUUGGACAAAUCCUGGUCGAAAUGCUCGUGUUGCGCUCCGAUACUCCCUGGCAAUGUUUCCGAUAUGUGGAGUAUUGUACUGGGCUGGAUAUGUGGAUUCUGGCUUCCUCGUCAUCAGCACCGCGUGCAAUGCUUGGAUGACCCGGGAAGCGAUUCGUUUCUGGCGAAUGCAGGGAGCUGGAGGCAGCGCUCGAGGCCUAUUUUGGGCAAGCGUAUGGCAGCUACCGCUUGUAAUGGUUGCGGCCUUGGUGUGCAAACGAGGUUUGUGGGAUGGAUUCCUGGGAAAGAAUGAACCAGCCGACGUUUACGACGAGGAUCAACUGGAAGAUCUUGAUGAUGCCUUGGGCAUGGACUCCGCAAAUCCCUCCCAACGAUCAAAGGCUCCUCCGGACAUCAACCUUGCAAUGAUGGGCUUCAAGCGGCCAACAUGA
This is a messenger RNA of Capronia coronata CBS 617.96, 1710 nucleotides long. RefSeq lists its product as uncharacterized. Gene Ontology annotation, molecular function: protoheme IX farnesyltransferase activity. NCBI's taxonomy places the organism in Eukaryota, Fungi, Ascomycota, Eurotiomycetes, Chaetothyriales, Herpotrichiellaceae. The record is from RefSeq and is a predicted model, not a curated record. Gene Ontology annotation, biological process: heme biosynthetic process. The transcript has a single exon. Bases 1 to 1710 code for a protein of 569 amino acids. Gene Ontology annotation, cellular component: mitochondrion; membrane.